Chlorocebus sabaeus (green monkey) is the source of this 681-nucleotide messenger RNA. The record is from RefSeq and is a predicted model, not a curated record. NCBI's taxonomy places the organism in Eukaryota, Metazoa, Chordata, Mammalia, Primates, Cercopithecidae.
CUGCAGCACAGAUUGCUGAGCCCCGCUCCUGAGUGUCUGAUUCACCAGGUCCAAGGCUUGGAGCAUCAAGGCCACGCCCCUAUUCUACAUUCUACUGGUGCCCUGGUUACCACUCCUGUGGCUCAGUCACACAGCUGCCUGUUAAAAGAAUAUUGGCACAGAAACAGCCCUGCUGUUCCAGCAGAAGCAAACAGGAACAGGAAAACAAAUGGCAGUAGCCCUGAGACAUCCACUUCUGCUGGUUGCCACUCAGCUCGGGAUAGCCUGUGCCAAGAACAAGCAGUAGUCCUUGACUCGAGGUCCAUCAAAAUCAGUCGACUGAAUAACACCAUCAAAUCUUUGGAACAACAGAAGAAACAAGUGGAACAUCAGCUGGAAGAAGAAAAGAAGGCAAACAAUGAGAAACAGAAAGCCGAAAGGGAGCUAGAGGUUCAAAUCCAGAGAUUGAACGUACAGAAAAAGAAACUAACUAUAGACCUGUAUCACACGAAACGCUCUCUCAUAAUCUUUGAAGAAGAGUCGAAAGAUCUGGCUGCCCGCCUGCAACGUUCAUCGCAGCGUACGGGAGAGUUAGAGCGGGCUCUGUCUGCUGUCACCGCCACACAGAAGAAGAAGGCGGACAAGUCCUCGAUGCGCAGUGAAACACUUCUCAAGACACAGUUAGAGCGGUCCUUACAGGAG